Messenger RNA from Strongylocentrotus purpuratus (purple sea urchin), 3031 nucleotides. RefSeq names its product coiled-coil domain-containing protein 191 (gene ccdc191). Gene Ontology annotation, molecular function: phosphatase binding. The transcript is spliced from 17 exons. Lineage: Eukaryota; Metazoa; Echinodermata; Echinoidea; Camarodonta; Strongylocentrotidae. The record is from RefSeq and is a predicted model, not a curated record. The coding region runs from base 103 to 2952 and encodes 949 amino acids.
UCAACCUUGGCUUGUCCAGAAGAAAAAGCGACCCUAUUUAUUAUUUAUUCCUAUAGCAAUUCAUCUUCUUUGUAUGAAAUGUGAGUUGGUGAUUUAGUCAGAAUGGCAGGAAAUCAAGGUGAUCUUUAUAGAUGGAAGCGAUUGACGUCAAAGAAUAAGCCUACGGCGACGGUUACCAAGAAGUCCUCAAAACCUACUGAUAAUAUUCAAGAUUGGAUCAAGAAAGUGGAAGAAGCAUCCAAUCAAGCGGCAGCUGUGACCUUUGGCCUUCCAAGCAGAGGUCAAAGGUCAAAUGGAUACAGUACGGUGGAGGCCACUCUUGAUGCAGUACAUGAUCAUGAUGAGGCGUAUAGUGAAGCACAAGAUCUUCUCUCUCAGUGGAUGGCUGACAAAUGCAACCUGGAUGAUCAUGUGACCAUGGAUGACGAGUAUGACAUUGAGGGCGCUGGUGAUAGGUCACCGGGGGUCAAAUCUACUCUGCGUAGUGAAUGGGACGACAUGCUAGAGAGACACAAUCCGAUGCUUGUCAGCAAGACCAAAUACACCACAUCUGAUGAACUUUAUGCUGACAUUGAAAACAGGGAUGACUACAGUCAAGUGCAGAGCAUACUGGGUUCCUUGAUGGAUAAAGAGUUGAUAGAACCAAAGCAGAAGAAGAGACUACAAGCAGCGAAUGAAGACAAGAAGAAGUCAGAUCCAAGAACAACAAUGGCUGCAAGACAACAGAAGGUCAGAGAGAAUCGGCUGAAGAAGGAGCAGGAAAAGAAGCAGCAGCUAGAAACCAGACAGGCCAAGAAGUCCGCACAGCACCAGGCGAGACAGAUGGUGCAACAAGAAGAGAAAGAGAAGACGAUGAAGAUACAGAGAGAAGAACAGAUGAUAAGAGAAGAGAUGACGAGGAUCAGAAAGGAAAUGCAGGAGCAGAAGAGAUCGGAAGAGGAGUCAAGAGCAAGGGAGAGAGCGAUCUUAGCGGAAGCUCGUAGAGAGGAAGAUGAGAGAAUGAGAAAGGAGGAGCUGGUGAUGAGGAAGAUAGAGAAUUCUCGACGGCAGCAGGAAGAUGGAGACAGGAGAGCUAGGGAGGAGAGAAUGAUAGGAGAUGCUCAGGAGGCUCAUAGACUUAAGACCCUCCAGAGUCACUUCCAUGCAUGGUAUCGUCUGGUCCAGGACCAACGGCUUCAUAUGGGCAAAGCGAGGGCGCUGUCUGAAUGGCGGAGUAUUCUCAAAUCCUGGAACGCUUGGAGAGCUUUCGUCCGAGCCUGUCGAGCUGAAAGAGAAGCUAAGCAGACGGAGAUGGACAUCAAACUCUCUCACAGGAGGAAAAAUGCAGCAGAGAAACAUUAUCGUCAUCGCCUUCUUCAUAAAACCUUUGUAGCGUGGCAGGUUUACCGUCACAAAGAGAGCUUAGAGAAAGAACUCAACGAGCAACAGUCUCACAGGAGAUCCAAGAUGGCUGCCUUCCUCGAUGCCGCAGCGUCAGGCAAGCUCUGGACUGAUCGUAGUCAGGAACAGGAACCGACUCCCCGUUCUGAUAGGCCAGUCUCUGCGGGCAGGGUUAUGGGGGCAAACUUUGGUGGUGAAGAUAGCUCUGAUCCCAUCUCCAGCAGAAGUGACCCUUCAUCCAGACUCAGUACUACACACAUUAAACAGGAGAAAGGGGUCAGGCACCAGUCUUCAAAGAAACCCAAACAUGCAUGGCAGGUUACCAGAAAACAUGUCAAUCUCACUGCAGAAGAAAUGGCUUCGAUUGGAGACAAUGUGGACAUUCCAUCAGCUGGACAACCUCCCUCUGAUGGGCAACAAUCGAAACAGGGCAAGAGGCCUAUUCAAUACACAGUGAAUAACUUUGAACACAGAUACUCUGCACAGCAGAAGCUCCUCGCUGAACAACAGGAGCAGCUGAGGGAGCAAAGACGAUUGAUAGAUGAGCUUCAGGUAGGCCAGAAGCAACAGGCAAUGAAGAAGCAGUUGGACCAGAUUAGAGAUGGGGAGUAUACACAGGACAUGGAAGAGCAUCCUGAAGGGCAUCCAUUGGAUAACAUGUUUAAUAAAGGAGGUCAGAGGUCAGAGAGAUCUGAAGUGUCUGCUGGGGACUCAACUACUAGAACCACCUGGAGUGAAGAUUCAGCUUCCUCUAAUAAGACAAGGUCAACCUCAAGGUCACAACCUCCUAUACGCAAAGGAAUGGAGGACAGAGCAGCUCAGAGAGCUAGGUUGAAAUCAGAAAGGGAAGAAAGACAGAAACAGAAGGAACAACAAAAACUGAAAGAGAUGCAGGAAGAGGAACAAAGGAAGGUUGCAGCUGAGGAGGCAGAGAAGAAAGCAGCUAUUGAGAAGAGGAGAGAGGAGAAAAGACUCACUAAACAGAGGGAACAGGAGAAGUUGGAGCGCAUAGAGAAAUCACGCAGACAGAUGGCACAAGCAGAUGCUCACUAUCAGACUUCGCUGCUCCGUCAUUAUGGUUUCAAACCAUGGUGUAAACUGGUUAACGUGGCAAAGCAAAAUAUGCAGGUUGCGAUAGACAGCCAUAGCAACAACCUGCUCCACGGAGUACUGUUGUCAUGGCAUCACACGACCCAGGAAGUGAUUCAACGUAAGAAUGCCCUUGCCGACGCAAGGUUCAGAGAGAUUCUUCUCAGGAGAAGCCUCAACUCUUGGAAGAAGUUUGGCCAUUACCAAUCCAUUCAGCUGCAGAAAGCAAGAAAGCAUUAUCUCCGCAAACUGAAAUGUAAAGCUUUGUUGACGUGGAGAGACUGGGUCACGGAUGAGAGGAUAAAGGCGUGGCAAUCAGAGGAGAGAGCGGAGGAACAUGAUACCAGACGGAUAAUGAAGACUGCAUUCCUAGCCUGGAGACGGUAUCCAAGGAUGCUGAAGGAGGAGAGAGCAAAGGAGAUCCGUCGCCAGGAGAUGAGGAGGAAAGUUGCAUCUAUCAUUCCAGACUUUGGAUUUACAUGAAGAUGAUCACAGUACUCUAGUCAAAUUAUGAUGAUAAGAAUGAUAUUCCGCUUUUAUAUAGCGCUUAAUACAUCUAUGA